Punctularia strigosozonata HHB-11173 SS5 is the source of this 2337-nucleotide messenger RNA. RefSeq lists its product as uncharacterized. Gene Ontology annotation, biological process: actin filament organization; cell motility. The coding region runs from base 1 to 2337 and encodes 778 amino acids. The transcript is spliced from 13 exons. Gene Ontology annotation, cellular component: plasma membrane. The record is from RefSeq and is a predicted model, not a curated record. NCBI's taxonomy places the organism in Eukaryota, Fungi, Basidiomycota, Agaricomycetes, Corticiales, Punctulariaceae.
AUGUCCCCCGCGACCCCCUCAGCCCCUGGUGCGCCCAGUGCCGCCGAUAAUGCGCGUCACAAAUCCACCGGCCUGAUACCCACCAAUACCGUAACGACCAAAGAGGGAAUCACUGUUCGUGUCCGCAUCGACCCGUCAUUGACGGUGGACGAUGUGGUUCGUCAGUUAUGCCUGAACUUGAAGCAGAGGGAUCCGCCUGCGAUGUUCGCGCUCCGGGACGAGAUGGACGAACUGGUUACGAACGAAAACUUGCGGAAGAAGAUCUUGGCAAAGGUUAACAUGAAACUGGUCAGCGCCCCUGGGUUAGAGGCUGCGGAUAUUGUGGAGAAACUGGGUCUGCGGGACGAGAAGACAUUGCGUCUAACACUGUUUUCCUUGCAAAAGUUCAUUCGAGAAGAGCCAUUUGCCAAAGAAUUCCUUCGCCUGGACGGACUGAGAGAACUACUCACAAUCAUAAACAUCUCUCAUGGGAAUACUCUUGCUUACGCUCUCAGAGCGAUGCAGAAUCUCAUGGACCUCGAUUAUGGCUGGAGCACUCUAGACAGCAACUUUAUCCUGCACAUAGUACAGAUUCUGUCCUCUUCUCAGUCACUCAUCAACGUCUGCCGGCCGGCAACCGCGAUCCUGAAGAAACUCGUUGAAGCAGACCCACUGAGCGCUCCUGGACCUCUGGUUGCUAGUUCCAGCCGCGGGCCGCCCGCUCCACCUCCAGGUUCUGUGUACCGCUACGGAUUCGAUGUCGUCUUUGAACAAAUGCGGAAAGAAAGCCGAAUGCUCGAGACCGUCGUCAACAGGCUUGGCAGCGCUGAUACUGCGAUGGUGCUCCAUAGCAUGAUGCUCAUCAACUCGCUGCUCGCACAUGCGACCGACACGCGUUGGGGCGAGUUUGUUUCGGAGUUGGAGCGCCUGAAUGUUCGGAAAGCCGUCGUUCGCCUCAUGUCAUCGCAUACCAUCGAGGACCUCACAUCGUGUAUUCUCGAUUUCCAAGCCAACAUGGUCAGCGUCAGCUAUCGGAAGAAAACUACGCUCGUGGAGCCCGAGGUUGAACCUCUCCAUGAUGCCGCACUCAAGUACAUAUGGACCCACGCAAGAUUACAGGAGGAGGAUGACCUCUCUCCUGGUGCCGAACCCGGGGCCAAAAUUCAGUGGCGCAAGCUAGGCUUCGAGACUGAGAACCUCAGCCACGAGUUUGGUGAAGUUGGCGUGUUGGGUUUGGACUGCCUUAAGAGUUUCGUGCAAUCGGACCCCGAUUUCUUCUCCAAGGUUGUCCUGGAGCAAAUCAGCCGCCCUGCGGAGCGGAGGUGUCCCAUUGCAAAGGCAUCCAACGAAGUGGUGGAACUGCUCUCUGAGCACUGGGCUAUAUUCGCUCCGGGAUACUCCACGUCGACGACCUUCCAGCCGUUCUUCCUCAACUUCUAUAGAGUCCAUGCCCUCGCCACUAACUUCUUCCUCCGGAUGUGGACGGAGAGUGGCGCCGCCGCGGGAGACUUUCCCCGUGUGGUCGCCCUUGCGCGAAGCCAAGUUAAGGUGGCACUCCGGCGAGAAAACAUUCGACCAUGGCACGAAGUCGAGCAUGAUUUCCUGGAAUCGGAGUAUCGGGCCGUUCGCGAUCGUCAGAUGCGAGAGCUCGAGGAGGAGGAUGACCUAUUGAGCAAGGUCCCUAUUCGAAAUCUUCGAGCAAAGCUGUACAAGGAGUCAUACGAGUUCGUUCGGCAACAGCGCAUUCAAUGCCUCCUUCAAGGAGCAUGGUUCGUUAAUGGUGUUCCUCUGUCGACGCCGGUUCCACGCGACGCGAUUCGCAAGUCGCCUCUGCCAUGGCGUUUCAUGCGACUGGCACGUUCCCUUGACUUGUUUCUGGAAGCCCGAUAUCUCCAUUACGUGGAUAGUACAUCCAAAUUCCCCGUGCGAAGCGGGUUAGAAGAUCUUCCUGAGCGCAUCGACGUCACCCAAAUCAGUGAGAUCGCGACCGGAACUUGUGCACCGCCCUCCAACGUCGUGCGCGACCACCCAGAGCUCCCUGCAAGCACCACCUCUGCCAGUCAUGCCUCUCCCCUCUCGUUCUCUCUUCUCAGCGCAAACGAAGGUUCGCUUGCGGAUCUGAUUGCGCCUGACCAGUCCCGGUGGGCCGAUUGGACGGACGGAUUGAACAUGCUCCGAAGGGACGGCGGACACGUCGCUUCCAAAGAGACUGCGGGCUUCGUACACGCGCUCACGGAAAUCGGACUGAAGAUCAAGUUGUUGGAUCUGUCAGGCGAGAAGGUCGAUAUUCCGAGCGGUCUCUCGGCCGGCCCCCCACCUACAAAUAUGGAUUACUUCUUCUCUGAGCUGUCGUACUGA